UGUAGAGAAAAGAAAGAUAGAAAAGGUCGUGGAAGAUGUUUCAAGCGGGGCAGGGGUACGCCAAUGUGGCGACGAGCGAGCCCGUUAGCAAGAAGCCGCAUCAAUACGACGUCGAAUCGGGCGAGACGCUGUUCCCCGGACUCAGCCCCGGUGAGAACCAGCUCCGAUGGGGAUUCAUACGCAAAGUCUACGGGAUCCUCUCCUUCCAGAUCGUUCUCACAACCCUCGUCUCCCUCCUCACCGUCUUAUAUUCCCCGCUCAACGAUCUUCUCCGAGGGAAUUCCCUUCUCCUCCUCAUCGUCGUUUUUCUUCCCUUCAUAUUUUUGAUCCCAUUACUCAAGUAUCAGCAGAAGCAUCCCCACAACUACAUCUUAUUGGGGCUUUUCACCGUCUCGAUUAGCUUGACCGUUGGCAUUUCCUGUGCCAACACAGAAGGAAAAAUUGUGCUUGAGGCUUUGAUUUUGACCUCUGCUGUGGUUUCCUCACUCACUGGCUAUACCUUUUGGGCUUCCAAGAAGGGCAAGGAUUUUAGCUUCCUUGGCCCAUUUUUAUUCACUAGUCUCUUUACCCUGUUUCUCGUUGGCAUGAUGCAGAUGUUCUUCCCAUUUGGACCAGCAGCUCAUGCUAUUUAUGGUGGAAUUGGUGCUAUGAUUUUCUCUGGUUACAUUAUAUACGACACCGACAACCUGAUCAAACGCUUCACUUAUGAUGAGUACAUUGGUGCUUCAGUCACUCUCUAUCUCGACAUUCUGAACUUGUUCCUUGCCAUCUUAAAUAUGCUGAGGGAGGCAAACAAUUAGCCACUCAUCCUGCGUGAACCGAGUUUUUGUCAAUUAAAAUCUCUGAAAUAACUGUUACCUUUUUACAAUAUACCCUAGGAAGUAUUCUGAUUAUAACACUAUGCUCCUCUACUCUAGUAUUCUCUUACAGUUGAGUGUCUUGGGUGACAUGAAAAAUUUGUUGGUUCACAAUUGUAUCUUAUGAUGUAUUAUAUAUAUAAAAGAAUAUUGUGCAAAA
Messenger RNA from Arachis stenosperma, 1017 nucleotides. Its product is annotated as BI1-like protein. Bases 36 to 800 code for a protein of 254 amino acids. The record is from RefSeq and is a predicted model, not a curated record. Gene Ontology annotation, cellular component: membrane. The transcript is spliced from 4 exons. NCBI's taxonomy places the organism in Eukaryota, Viridiplantae, Streptophyta, Magnoliopsida, Fabales, Fabaceae.